AUGUAUCAGUUAUCGCAGAGAAUUCUCAUAGCUAUUGUUGUAUCGAUUGAUUUCUAUGUGAAUGCGCUGUUGAGGAGAUCAUUGAAGUGUCGAAGAGCACGUAUGCUCUCUUCGGCCAAAUAUCAUGGAGUACGGCGAGUGGCAUGGAUCUUCGUUGCCAGUUUUCUCUUUGUGUUUAUAGUAUUUUCGCUGCGACAGGAUGGUAUCACGGAGAGUGAAAUGUUGCCUCGAAAGAAAGUGGGCGGCCCAUUUGAUUCGCAACCAUUCGCUCAGGCCAUAGUUCAUCUUGAUCUCAAAGGUGCUCCACCAAAAGUGAAUGUUUAUGAGUGGUUUUUCCCGCUUUUGAGAAGUCUGGGUGUUCACGGAGUGUUAAUGGAAUACGAAGACAUGUUUCCUUAUACGGGAGAGUUAGCGAAGGUGAAGAGGUUGCAGCACUAUAGUGAAGCAGAUAUCAAGAAAAUUCGUAGGAUAGCUGCCAUUAACAAUUUGGAAAUCAUACCAUUAGUGCAAACAUUUGGCCAUAUGGAAUUCAUUUUAAAGCAUCAACAAUUUUCUCAUUUGAGAGAAACACCGCUGGCGGAUGAUACAAUAUGUCCAUCGGAUGAACGUUCAAUCAGGCUGAUAGAAAACAUGAUCAAGCAGAUUCGUACUCUUCAUCCCAAAUCGAAGAGGAUUCAUAUUGGUGCCGAUGAAGCUUUUCAUAUUGCGGAGGACGAUCGUUGCCGUGCUCGCCUUGAAAAAAUGGAUGUGGAAAAUCAGCCCAGAGCUAU
Molecule: messenger RNA, 770 nt
Organism: Cooperia oncophora
Lineage: Eukaryota; Metazoa; Nematoda; Chromadorea; Rhabditida; Trichostrongylidae
Source: the annotation of a GenBank genome assembly